Molecule: messenger RNA, 1014 nt
Organism: Euleptes europaea (tarantolino)
Lineage: Eukaryota; Metazoa; Chordata; Lepidosauria; Squamata; Sphaerodactylidae
Gene: GRAP2
Product: GRB2 related adaptor protein 2
Exons: 8
Coding region: 1-1014 (337 amino acids)
Molecular function (GO): protein binding
Source: RefSeq, a predicted model, not a curated record
AUGGAAGCCAUUGCAAAGUUUGACUUCAAUGCAUCAGGAGAGGAUGAGUUGAGUUUCCGAGCUGGUGAUGUUCUGAAGAUCUUGAGCUCUCAGGAUGAUUGGUAUAAGGCUGAGCUGAAGAGUUAUGAAGGUUAUGUCCCAAAGAAUUUUUUAGAUCUUCGCAUUCCUAGCUGGUUCCAUGAAGGAGUUUCCCGCCACCAGGCUGAGAAUAAACUCAGAGAGAAGGGAGUUGGCUGUUUCAUUGUCCGAGCUAGCCAGAACUCCCCAGGAGACUUCUCUAUCUCUGUCAGGCAUGAAGAUGAUGUCCAACACUUUAAAGUCAUAAAAGACACAAAGGGCAACUAUUUUUUAUGGAGUGAGAAGUUCUCAUCACUAAAUAAACUUGUGGAAUACUACAAGACAUCUUCCAUCUCCAGGCACACUCAGAUCUUCCUAAGGGAUGAGACGCAGAAAGAGCAGCAGGAUACAUGUGUUCGGAGCCUGACCAAACGGGCACAGGAAGCACUUCACCUGAGUGGAACUGCAAAAGAGGCUGGAGCACCAGGCCACAAGAAAGAUGGAGACCAUUAUUCACCACAGCUGCCUAAGCAGGACUGGCAUGGCAGAACCUUGGAUAUUCCAGUGGGGCUACAGAGCCAGAGAAACCAUGGAGAAGGGCAUGCACCAUCUAUGGUCCGAAGGUACACAGAUCCUGUCCAGCAGCCACAGGAUAGGCAUGGAAGGAGCCUGGAUAUUCAAGGUGGGUUACAGAGCCAGAGAAACCAUGGAGAAGGGCACGUACCAUCUAUGUUCCGAAGGCACACAGAUCCUGUACAACAGUCCCAGCGGACGCAGUGGGUCCGUGCCCUGUAUGACUUUGAGGCCGUGGAGUGUGAUGAACUAGGGUUUUCCAACGGCGAUAUCAUAGAAGUCCUGGAUAGCUCUGAUGCCUCUUGGUGGAAAGGCUGUUUACGUGGAGACUUUGGUCUCUUUCCUUCCAACUACGUAGAACCUGUGAAUCCACAUUGUUUGUAA